UGCGUGGUGUAUGAAAUCAAACGCACCCUGUUUUUUUCAGUGGAUAGUCUCUCAGCAGACCAAUCACAGACAGCGGUGAUGUAAACAAGGAAAUUGCGAAUGCAACCGAGAGCAAACAACAGAAACAAGAAAGGAACUUCUAAUAUCUUUAUGGGAACAAGGUACAAUUUCGCUUUCACAUACGACAUUUUAGGAUAACGACUUGCUCUAUAGUUGACAUUUCUAUGUCUACAUCGGCGAAAUAUUGUGUAUAAUUGAAUGGAGGAACGCCAAAAGAAGAUACUUCAGCGCAACAGGACCAGUCUGGUGAGAGAUUUGGACCCAUCAAACCUUUAUGAUGGCCUUAUUGAAAAGGGAGUUUUUACCCAAGACAUGAUCGAUGAGAUCAAGAGCUCAGGGACCAGACGGGAUCAGGCCAGGCAGUUGGUCCGGGACUUGGAGACCCGGGGGAGUCGAGCCUUUCCGUUAUUUCUGGAGUGCCUUCAGGAGACAGGACAGCACAGUUUGGCAGAGCUCCUUCAGAAUGGAGCUCCAGCAGUUCAGCUCCAGCCUGCAACUCCCACCCAGACUGUACGCCCUGUUCUCCAGCCUCUGCCAGUGUCCUCUCCUAUGGAUGUCGAUAAGAGAAUAAAAGAUGCUGUCCCUGUCCAUCCAAUAUCAAGACCAAGUACCACUCCUACUCCAUCACCUGAAAGGGAGUACUUAAGACCGAGGCCACAAGAAAGAACUCGACGAGAUAGUAUUCAGAGCUAUAAAAUGGAUGCCAGCCCAUGUGGACAUUGCCUCAUCAUAAACAACGUAGAGUUUGAACCUGAGAGCGAGCUGAGCAAUCGCAAAGGCUCCAACAUAGACUGUGACAAACUGGAGAGUAGAUUCAAGGCACUCAACUUUAUUGUGGAAGUUAGGACCAACUUGAAACAAAGACAAAUCAAACAUGAACUGUCAUCUUUAUGUAAGAAGGACCACUCACAAUUUGACUGCUGUGUGGUUAUCAUGCUGUCCCAUGGGACUGAGGUGAGUCACAACCGCUUCCCUGGAGCUGUGUAUGGUGUGGACGGACUGCAUGUCCCAGUUCAGCUCGUCACAAACUACCUCAACGGCCAGCAUUGCCCAUCUUUACAGGGCAAACCCAAACUGUUCUUCAUCCAGGCAUGUGGAGGAGGUGAAAGAGACACAGGCUUUGAGGUGUCCCCUGACGAGGUUGAACCCUCUCACGGUGGAGCGGAUGAUCAGACGGACGCCAUCCCGAUGUCGUCCAGCAGUGACUCUCUGAGCAUGUCUGAUGAACCGGACGCCAGAGCCACGCUGCCCACCCCCUCUGACAUCCUGGUGUCCUACUCUACCUUUCCAGGUUAUGUUUCCUGGAGAGACACCCAGUCAGGCUCCUGGUACGUGGAGACACUCAAUCGUAUUCUUGAGGAAAAUACUGCUACUUAUGACUUGGUCACCAUGUUGAUGAUGGUCAACCAUGAAGUCUCUCAAAACUCCGCAAAAGGGCUCUACAAGCAAAUGCCUGGUUCCUUUAACUUCCUCCGCAAGCAUCUCUACUUUCAAAGCCAAGCAUAGCGGAGAGGUUCCCCUUCACAUUUCUCAGUGUCACUCGCAGGACUUGCAUGGAUGUAAUUUCAAAGAUUCUAAGGGUUUAUUGUCAUAUGCACAAAAGAUUGAGUGUAGUUGUUGGUAAUGGAAAUCUUAAGGCUCAGGCUGCUCAAACAAUGCAUCAUACAAUACAUAAAAAUGAAAACAGUGCAAAUAAUAUCAUUGUCCAAUUGGGAUUUCUUGUGAAGUGUAUUAACUUGAUAAAUUGUUUUUACUGACACAAUCAUGUCUUACUGUACAUUUUAUUAUUUGUCUUAUCUUGCAAUGUUUCCUUUUUUUUUUUACAUUUUGGGUAAUGGUGUAACUGUGGAAAGAAAAUAUUAAUAUACAGUGAAAAUGUUGUCCAGGUUAGAGGUUUGGUGUUUUAUUGACACAUAGCAGCUGUCAAAUUUCAAGAGCAGACAAUCAACGUCACGUUUAAUUUUCACUCUGCAAGUUAAUAUUAAAUACUUUGCUGUCUCAAGUCUCUUAAGUAUAAUGUUUUUUAAUAUAAAAUGGGAUUUUCGGGGAGUUUUUAUAUGAAAAUAGUAGUGGAGGCAAGAACAUUUUCUUAUUGACUGGAUAUUAUGGAAUAAAACCGUUCAUAAACAAA
Eleginops maclovinus (Patagonian blennie) is the source of this 2191-nucleotide messenger RNA. RefSeq names its product caspase 9, apoptosis-related cysteine peptidase (gene casp9). Lineage: Eukaryota; Metazoa; Chordata; Actinopteri; Perciformes; Eleginopidae. Gene Ontology annotation, biological process: positive regulation of neuron apoptotic process; apoptotic process; proteolysis. The transcript is spliced from 10 exons. Gene Ontology annotation, cellular component: cytoplasm. The record is from RefSeq and is a predicted model, not a curated record. The coding region runs from base 259 to 1566 and encodes 435 amino acids.